AUGCUGCGCAUGCGGCCGUCUGAGCUGCUGGCGCUGGAGCUGAUGGGGGUGGGGCUGCAGCAGCAGAAGGGAGAGGGCGUGCAGGCAGUGGCGCGAAAGCCGCAGAAGACCUUGAAGAAGCUGGAGCAGCAGCAGCAGCAACUGCAGCACCAGCAACUGCAGCACCAGCAACUGCAGCAGCAACAACCGCAGCAGCAACAGCUGCAGCAGCAACAACUGCAGCAGCAACAGCUGCAGCACCAGGAACUGCAGCAGCAACAACUGCAGCAGCAACAACUGCAGCAACAGCAACUGCGGCAGCAACAACUGCAGCACCUACAGCUGCAGCAGGAACAACUGCAGCAGCAGCAGCUGCAGCAGCAGCAACUGCAGCAACAACAACUACGUCAACAACAGCUGCAGCAACAGCAACUGCGGCAGCAACAGCUGCAGCACCAACAGCUGCAGCAGCAGCAACAACAGGAGCAACACCUGCAGCAGCAACAGCAACAACAGCAGCAGCAGCAGCAUCCUCAGCAAGCGCAGCAGCAACAGCAGGAGCAACAACUGCAGCAGCAGCAAACAGCACGGGAGCAGCAGAAAGUGCAGCUGCGGCUGCAGCAGGAUGCUUACGGCAGGCAGCAGCGGCUGUUGCUGCUGCAGCAGCACCAGCAACAGCAAACGCAGCAGAAGGAAACCCAAGGCAGCUAUGGGCGACCCUUAGAGCAGCAGCAGCAGCAACAGCAGCAGCAACAGCAGCAGCAGCAGCAGCAGCAGCAGGAGCAACAGCAACAGCAGCAGCAGCAGCAACAGCAACUGCUGCAGCAACAGCUGGCGCAGCAACAAAUGCAGCAAGACAUGCCGCAGCAGCAACAGCAACAGCAGCAAAGUAAUCAACAGCCUGAAGCUCUUCUGCAGCAUGAGCAGCAACAGCAGCAACAGCAACAGCAGCAGCAGCAGCAACAGCAGCAGCAGCUGCUGCUCCGCCCCCUCCCGUGGCCGUCCCUGUGGGCACUCUGCUGCUGGCAGCAGGGGUCGCCGCUAGCAGCAGCAGAACAGCAGCGAAGAAGCAAAAGGCUGUGCUCUGCAGCAGCAGCAGCAGCAGCAGCAGCGGGAGCAACUGCAACAGGAGAUGCUGCUGCUGCUGCAGCAAGUGCUGCUGCUGCUGCUGCCACAGGAAGAAUUAGAGCGCGAAAGCCUCAGAAGACCUUGAAGAAGCUGGAGCAGCAGCAGCAACAACUGCAGCAGCAGCAACUGCAGCACCAGCAACUGCACCAGCAACAACCGCACCAGCACCAACCGCAGCAGCAACAGCUGCAGCAGCAACAACUGCAGCAGCAACAAUCGCAGCAGCAACAACUGCAGCAGCAACAACUGCAGCAACAGCAACUGCAGCAGCAACAGCUGCAGCACCAACGGCUGCAGCAGGAACAACUGCAGCAGCAGCAACUGCAGCAGCAGCAGCUGCAGCAGCAGCAACUGCAGCAACAACAACUGCACCGACAACAAAUGCACCAACAGCAACUGCUGCAGCAACAACUGCAGCACCAACAGCUGCAGCAGCAGCAACAACAGGAGCAACAACUGCAGCACCAACAGCAACAACAGCAGCAGCAGCAGCAUCAUCAGCAAGCGCAGCAGCAACAGCAGGAGCAACAGCUGCAGCAGCAGCAAACAGCACGGGAGCAGCAGAAAGUGCAGCUGCGGCUGCAGCAGGACGCUUACGGCAGGCAGCAGCGGCUGUUGCUGCUGCAGCAGCACCAGCAGCAGCAAACGCAGCAGAAGGAAACCCAAGGCAGCUAUGGGCGGUUGCUGCUGCAGCAGCAGCAGGAUCAGAGCAAGCGGCAGCAGCAACAAGAGCAACAGCAGCAGCAGCAACAGCAACAGCAGCAACAGCAGCAGCAGCAACAGCAGCAGCAGCAGCAGAUGCCGGCUCGGCAGCCACUACCCGACUGGAUAACAAAUCUGCGGAGACACAAGAGACCCUUAGAGCAGCAGCAGCAGCAACAGCAGCAGCAACAGCAGCAGCAGCAGCAGCAGCAGGAGCAACAGCAACAGCAGCAGCAGCAGCAAAAGCAACUGCUGCAGCAACAGCUGGCGCAGCAACAAAUGCAGCAAGACAUGCCGCAGCAGCAACAGCAACAGCAGCAAAGUAAUCAACAGCCUGAAGCUCUUCUGCAGCAUGAGCAGCAACAGCAGCAACAGCAACAGCAGCAGCAGCAGCAACAGCAGCAGCAGCUGCUGCUCCGCCCCCUCCCGUGGCCGUCCCUGUGGGCACUCUGCUGCAGCCAGCAGGGGUCGCCACCAGCAGCAGCAGAACAGCAGCGAAGAAGCAAAAGGCUAUGCUCUGCAGCAGCAGCAGCAGCAGCAGCAGCAGCGGGAGCAACUGCAACAGGAGCUGCUGCUGCUGCUGCAGCAAGUGCUGCUGCUGCUGCCACAGGAAGAAUUAGAGUACGCAGAGACGGCAGCAGCAUCUGCUUCUCUAUUGAUGAAUCUUUGCUGCUGCCGCAGCAGUGCAGCAGCAGCAGCAACAGCAGCAGCAGCAGCAGCAGCAGCAGCAGCAGCAAUGACCUUCUAGCUGCUGCAAUGAAACGGUCCCCAGUGUUUGCUGCCUGCAUGCUAUGGAGCGAACCUCCUCAACUUGCUGCUGCUGCUGCUGCUGCUGCUGCGCGAAGCAGAAGGAAGAGUCGCCGGGGCCGCGACAGCAGCAGCAGCAGCAAAAGCAGAGGGAGCAGCAGCAGCAGCAGCAGCAGUGGGAGCGGCAGCAGCAGUGGCUCGGACAGCAGCAGCGACAGCAGCAGAAACAGCAGCAACAGCAGCAACAGCAGCAGCAACAGCAGCAGCAGCAGCAGCAGCGAAGACGAGGCUACGGCAGGCCUCUCCAUGGCGCAGACUGAGUACAGGAGAGCAGCAAAGGAAUGGGAGCGGCAGCAGCAGUGGCUCGGACAGCAGCAGCGACAGCAGCAGAAACAGCAGCAACAGCAGCAGCAGCAGCAGCAGCAGCAGCGAAGACGAGGCUACGGCAGGCCUCUCCAUGGCGCAGACUGA
Molecule: messenger RNA, 3027 nt
Organism: Eimeria mitis
Lineage: Eukaryota; Apicomplexa; Conoidasida; Eucoccidiorida; Eimeriidae
Exons: 5
Coding region: 1-3027 (1008 amino acids)
Source: RefSeq, a predicted model, not a curated record